UGAAAUUCGUUAUCUGUCUAAACUUGUUCAUCUUGAUUUUUCUUGUAAUCAAUUCUCUGGGAUGAUCCCACCGGUAAUUGGACAGAUGAGCAACCUCGUUAUCCUUUACUUGUACAAAAAUCAGUUGAAUGGUUCAAUUCCACCAUCCAUAUGUCAGUUGAGGUCCCUUGCUGAGCUUGCUUUGAGUAAAAACCCGCUUUAUGGUUCAAUUCCUACAUGUUUUGGUCAGAUGUCGAAUCUGAGUUAUAUUCGUCUCAACAACAAUAAUAUUUCUGGUUCCAUUCCUUCUGAACUCGGAAAUCUUACUAAUCUAAGGGAGCUUUAUUUGUACAACAAUUUUCUCAUUGGAUCUAUUCCAACAACUUUUGUCAAUCUAAAGAAGCUAACCACCUUAAAACUUUCCAAGAAUCGGUUGAAUGGGUCCAUCCCCACAGAACUGGGUACUCUGGCUUUACUUGAACGGCUUGAGCUACAAUCCAACGCUAUCAGUGGUCCUAUUCCAAAAGAGUUGGGAAAUUUGGUAGCCCUUUCUGAACUAAAGUUGAGUGAAAACCGACUCCAUGGUUCAAUCCCAGAUUCAUUCAGUAACCUACAAAAUUUGGAAAUUUUGAAUCUCAGGGCUAAUCAAUUUUCUGGUCCUAUUCCACAAGAAUUAGGGAAGCUGAAAUUAGUUAAAAUAGAAAUGAGCUACAAUAGUUUUACUGGUAGUUUACCUGAUAAUAUCUGCCACGGAGGGAAACUUGAGAGACUAGCAGUCAUUUAUAACAAACUGACAGGUCAAAUCCCCAAGAGCUUGUACAACUGUUCCAGCUUGAUCCGACUACGGCUAGAUGGAAACCAGCUCACUGGAGACGUGUCUGAGAGCUUUGGUAUCUAUCGGCACCUCAAUUACAUCAGUCUCACCGACAACAUGGUUUAUGGGGAGAUCUUGGACAACUGGAGUAAAUGCAACAACUUAACGGCGAUGCAGAUGGGAGGGAAUCAAAUCAGUGGUAAGAUACCUGCGUCCCUUGGAAACUCUCUUCAACUAGAAGUACUUGAUUUUUCUUCCAAUGAUUUGGUUGGAGAGAUACCAAAAGUGCUUGGUAGAUUGACUCGCUUGGGGAUACUUGUUUUGAGCAAUAACAAACUUUCUGGUGUCAUACCUCCUGAUCUAGGAUUGCUAGUUGAACUCAUGCGGCUAGAUCUUUCCAUGAAUGUGUUGAACGGGUCCAUUCCAUCUUCACUUGAGAAUUGCUCCAAAUUAUUCAGCAUAAACUUGAGCAACAACAGAUUUACUAAUGAAAUUCCAGUUCAAAUAGGUAGAUUGCAACAACUAAAUAUCCUUGAUCUGAGUCUCAACUCACUCACCGGUGAAAUACCUUCAGAAAUAUCUCGGCUAAGUAGUUUGACAAACCUCAAUCUUUCACAUAAUAAACUUUCUGGUUAUAUUCCAAAGAGCUUGGAAUCAGUGAAUGCCUUCUGGAAUAUUGAUCUAUCAUACAACCAAUUAGAAGGUCCCAUUCCCAAUAGCAAAAUCUUUAGUAAUGUUUCUAUAGAAGCAUUGAAAGGGAACAAAGGUUUGUGUGGUCAUGUUAGCGGACUGAAACCAUGUGCAUCAAGAAGGAAAGCAUCGACCAGGAACCACAAACUUGCUUUCACGAUUUCCCUUGCAUUUCUUGGAGCUCUUCUACUCGGCGGUCUAAUGGCAGUUUUUGCUUUUUGUAGUUGGAAAUCGAAGAGAAUGUCAUCUCCACAAAUGGUAGAUGAAAAUUAUUAUACUGAAGAUUUUCUUUCAAUUCCACCAUUUGAUGGUAGGGACACUUACAACGAAAUCCUAAAGGUAACCAAAGAGUUUAACGAAGCAUACUGCAUCGGUAGAGGUGGGUCUGGAAGUGUCUACAGAGCGAAGUUAACAUCUGGUGAUACUGUAGCUGUAAAAAGGCUUCACCCGUAUGCGUCAUCUGAGUUAAUCCAUCGUACAGACUUUCUAAACGAGAUCAGAGCGUUGACCAGAAUACGCCACCGAAACAUUGUAAAACUAAUUGGUUACUGUUCACAUGCUGAAAACUCGUUUUUGAUUUACGAGUAUCUUGAAGGGGGUAGUCUAGCUAGUAUUUUGAGCAACAAAAGUGCUCAAAAUUUAGAUUGGACUAUAAGGGUGAACAUCAUCAAAGGUAUUGCAUACGCUUUAUCGUAUAUGCACCAUGAUUGUUCACCUCCUAUCGUUCAUCGAGACAUAUCAAGCAAAAAUAUUUUGCUUGAUACAGAUUAUGAAGCUCAUGUUUCGGAUUUUGGUAUAUCAAAGAUUUUGAACCAAGAAUCUUCAAAUUUUAGUCACUUAGCAGGAACAUAUGGAUACCUUGCACCAGAACUUGCUUACACAAUGAAGGUAACAGAAAAGUGUGAUGUGUAUAGCUUCGGGGUUCUAACGUUAGAAAUCAUAAAAGGAAAGCUACCAGGUGAUCAUACACUAAUAUCCCCACAGCACGAAAUGGUUGACCUUACAGAUUUGAUAGAUCAGCGUCUUCCGGUCCCACUCUCGGAUAUAAAAAAAGUUAUAACAUCAAUCUUGAUUCUAGCACAAAGAUGUGUUGAUCCAAACCCCAACAUAAGGCCUACAAUGUAUGAUAUUUCACAUACAAUUGAAUCAUUUCGUUACGACACUACAACAAACAGUUAUAAGUGGUGAUUGGACUCAGCGGCAUGCCUCGUCAUCGUCCGGUAGCUAUCGACCACAUCACCAGCGCAGUCAAUCCGAGGGCAUGACUCUAUUUGAUUACUUAGGAUGUCUUUGUGUUUUCCUUCAACAUCCCACAAGUUGUGGACGACUGUGGCUUUGUUCCUUGGCGGUGCAUCCCCAUUUGGCGGUGGUUUGUAUCUUUCUUAUGUACAUGUUGCUCCUCAACGAGCUCGAAUAAAAGCCCGGAAUGAUUAUGUUAGGGAUAGAUUGAAAAAGAAGUAUGGAUAUGACAAGUUCACUACUACCGAUCCAAAAUAAUCCCGAAAGUUCACCAUGCUGAUAUAGUCAAAUCGAUCAAUUCGACGACGAGUGCCUUUUUUGAUCUAUGAUAGGUGAUUCAUCAAGCCAGGAAGAAUGCAUUGCUAUCAUUGUUCUAACCAUUCAUGUAAAAGAUUUAUGGGAAAGACUUGUGCCAUACUUCUUACUUAUAAUGAUUUUAGUGUAAACACAUUUUAUAGUGCAAAAUGUUGUAUCUCAGACUAUAUAAUCGUAGUGCAAACACAUUUUGUAGCC
Messenger RNA from Erigeron canadensis, 3235 nucleotides. RefSeq names its product MDIS1-interacting receptor like kinase 2-like. Gene Ontology annotation, molecular function: protein kinase activity; protein binding; ATP binding. The transcript is spliced from 5 exons. Gene Ontology annotation, biological process: protein phosphorylation. The record is from RefSeq and is a predicted model, not a curated record. Bases 62 to 2671 code for a protein of 869 amino acids. Lineage: Eukaryota; Viridiplantae; Streptophyta; Magnoliopsida; Asterales; Asteraceae.